AUGCAUGUGUACAUACAGGGAGCCAACUCGUGGCUUAACGAGCACGUCGAGGCAUACAUCCGCCGGCAUGUGCCCGACGCUGUCUGCUACGACAACUUUGCCUCUUUCCCUGAGGACGCGGACACAGUGUUUCAACUGUGCGAUGGAUGGCACAUGAAUCGACACUUUGCCGCCUUGAACAAGGCUAGCAAUGGACUUCUCAACGCGUACCCCAACAGCGAUGCACUCGCCCGGAAGGAUCAUCUCGCCAGGGUCGUGGAUUACUGGACCACCAAGAGGCCAGACAGCAUUCUCAAGGGCCAUGUGCCCGCCACGGUUCGACUUUCUCUCGAUUACAGCGAGUACGUUGAUGAUGCCCUGGCUGCUGCUGACGACCUCACACUGCUGUAUUCGCUCGAGGACAAUGAGCAGAAGGACGCAGCAGAACGCGAUUGGUGGAUUCUUAAACCGGCAAUGAUUGACUGCGGUCAUGGAAUCCGUAUCUUCAGUACCAUCGAAGAGCUCGCCGGCAACCUCGAACUUGCUGCCAACAUUUCUGAAGAGGAGGACACGGACGAGGACGCCCAAUCCGUGGGCGCAAAGUCCCAAGACGAUGAUGAGCCCGAAUUUUCGCCUAGCCUAUCGAUCCCUGGCUUGAGCUCCCUGGAUGCCCUGAUCACGGCCACUGGAAAGCUAUCUGUUGAUGAAACGGAGCAGCCCAGAAUCAAGGAACCCCCGUUGGUCAUUGACGAGCACGAACGUAUCCCGUCGGCCUGGAUGCGCGAAUUCGUCGCUCAGCAGUACAUUGUGUCGAUCCCGCCUCUAGAGGGCAGGAAGUGGCAUGUUCGAGCCUAUGUCCUUUCAAUUGGACGCCUCAAGGUCCAUGUCUUCCGAGAGAUGCUGGCGUUGCUGGCGCUGCAGGACUAUGAGCCGCCCUGGAAGAACCCGAGUCUCAAGUCAUCUCUGACCAACACGGCGCUUCAAGACGAGGAUGAAUUCACGAGCAAGGAGUCGAUGAGAGAGUUUUGGGAAAUCUCUGACGACCUGCUCCCUGGCGAUUGGAAGAACAGCAUAUUCAACCAGGCUUGUGAGAUUUCGGCUGAGUUGUUCCGCGCCGCAGCUCAUACCAUGGCGGACAAGUUUACGCCACUGGAUAAGUGCUUUGAGCUCUUUGCGAUCGACUUUCUUAUCGAUUCCAAUGGCAGUGCCUGGCUACUUGAGGUCAACGAGACGCCGGCCUUCUAUCAGCAUGGAUACGCAGGGGCCUUGGCUCUGCGACUUAUGGAGUCGCUUAUCUGUGUGACUAUGGAGCACAUGGACAAGGCGAACCUAGAGGAUGAAAAGAAUGCUGCUGCCAAGGAGCGGUUCAUUGAGGUUCUGGAUGCGACUAAUGAACUCGCCAAGAGCAACAUUACCGAGAUCAUGCCUGGAGAUUGA
Fusarium keratoplasticum is the source of this 1416-nucleotide messenger RNA. RefSeq lists its product as uncharacterized. Gene Ontology annotation, cellular component: P-body. The coding region runs from base 1 to 1416 and encodes 471 amino acids. The transcript has a single exon. Gene Ontology annotation, biological process: protein modification process. Lineage: Eukaryota; Fungi; Ascomycota; Sordariomycetes; Hypocreales; Nectriaceae. The record is from RefSeq and is a predicted model, not a curated record.